AUCGCGACUGGGACUCGCGGCGUGUGGAGGCCGGGCGCGCAGGACCUGGACCCCGCCAGGGCUUUCCCUGGACCCGCCGCGCCCGGACGGGCGGGUUUUCUGUCUGCGGGCCUCUGGCUCACGCUCGGCGCUUGGCCUGGGGUUGAGCGUCCUUUGGGUAAGAGAAAUACCAAGGGGAAGCCUCACGCCGGCCUUUCAGGACUCCACAGCCUGGACGCGGAGACGGACCGCAGAAUAGCUCCAGUCGCGUGUGCUAAAUGCUAUUCUACAGCAGGCCACCAUCAUUUCUUACCGGGGACUUCUCGGGGAGCCUCUUUACUGCUUCCGUCUUGGCCAAUGACCCUUACACGCCCCAGUCCACAAAGAUCAUCCUGCAGUGCUUUUCCAAUCCUGCCACUCCCCUGCUUUAAGAUUCUGAGGACAGGAGUUAAUGCAUAUCUUGCUCUCUCCAGAGCACAUAAUUUGAAGGAUUUUUAGAAUGGCUGCAGCUCCUCAGGCACCAGGGAGGGGCUCUGUUCGGAAGACAAGACCUUUAACUGUAAAGACAUCAUUGAACAACCCGUAUACAAUCUGCUGGAGUGCUCUGGAGAGAGAGGAUUUGCACUUCAUCUUACAGACACUUGAAGACAGGUUUAAAUCUAUUGGGCUUGAGAAGAUUGAGGAUAAGAAGAGAAGUAAAAAGCAGCCUUUUUUAAAAAAACAAGGCAAAAACAAAUGUAGCAUAGAUGUUGAUAUGAGUGAGGACCUGAAGGAGAAAAAAACAGAAGAUAACCAACAAGUGUCAGGGUGGACUUCUGUCCAUGUCAGAAGGCAGCUUGCCAUUGGCGUUAAUGAAGUCACCAGGGCUCUGGAAAGGAAUGAACUGCUUUUGGUUCUAGUGUGUAAGUCAGCCAAGCCUGCAAUCAUCACCUCACACCUGAUUCAGUUAAGUUUAAGUAGAAUGGUCCCUGCUUGUCAGGUUCCCCGUCUCAGUGAGAGAAUUGCACCUGUCAUUGGCUUAAAAUGUGUGCUAGCUUUGGGAUUUAAAAAGAACACCACUGACUUUGUCAAUGAAGUUAAAGUUAUAAUCCCCAGAGUACCCAAUUUAAAUGUACCAUGGCUUCAAGAUAGACUUGAAGACUCCAGGGAAAAUUCAGAGUGUGAAUCUUUGGAAAACCAAGACAAAGAAAUUUUGGACACUUCUUUUGAAGACCUCUCUAAACAUAAGAGAAAGCUCACUGAAGGUCAGCAGGCUGUAGUGCUACAACCCCUUAAAAUAAAGAAACUGAUUCCAAAUCCUAAUAAAAGGAGAAAACCACCCAAAAGUAAAAAAACUACUUCAAAGUAAUUGUGUAUAAACUUGUCACUCAAUACAAUUGGAAAAUGACACCUUGUAAAAAAAAAACAAAACUUGAAUAAACUGAGUUACUUAUA
Messenger RNA from Miniopterus natalensis, 1413 nucleotides. It is a transcript of the gene RPP38, whose product is annotated as ribonuclease P/MRP subunit p38. Gene Ontology annotation, cellular component: fibrillar center; ribonuclease MRP complex; nucleolar ribonuclease P complex. Lineage: Eukaryota; Metazoa; Chordata; Mammalia; Chiroptera; Miniopteridae. Gene Ontology annotation, molecular function: ribonuclease P RNA binding; ribonuclease P activity. The record is from RefSeq and is a predicted model, not a curated record. Gene Ontology annotation, biological process: tRNA 5'-leader removal.